This is a messenger RNA of Verruconis gallopava, 3538 nucleotides long. RefSeq lists its product as uncharacterized. Gene Ontology annotation, biological process: intracellular signal transduction; protein phosphorylation. Lineage: Eukaryota; Fungi; Ascomycota; Dothideomycetes; Venturiales; Sympoventuriaceae. The transcript is spliced from 4 exons. The coding region runs from base 607 to 2967 and encodes 786 amino acids. Gene Ontology annotation, cellular component: cytoplasm. The record is from RefSeq and is a predicted model, not a curated record. Gene Ontology annotation, molecular function: ATP binding; protein serine/threonine kinase activity.
CAAUAACCUGAGCGCCUGCAUGUAAUUUCGAGCCACCCUCUUCGGCUUCUUCAUCUCGUGCGAACCCCCCUGGUGCUCUUCUUUGCUGUUCUUCACCCACUCCUCCUCCUCCCCCCGUCGACUUGCGCAUCGUCAUUUUCGUCGUCUCUCCUUUCUUCAUUGGCCUGCAUGUUCUCUCGCACCGCCAUCCUACACUAAUCCAACGCGUCCUUGGCUGUCGCAACCUGCCCGUCCAGAUCAGCGCUAGUCUCACCGCCGUGGACUACCACCCCCUCGCGUACCCAGUGCCAGUCCCGCUCGCCGAACGAGAGCCAAUUCCCAUACCGUCGGCCGCCCCUUUGUCAGACCAACCGGCCGGACGAGAAAUACAGAGCGUGUUCUCGCCUGCGCCCUGCACAAGCUUGUCGGCGCCUCCGCCGCAUCGGACACGCGAAGAGAUCUGCGACCAUUCGAGGUCGGCAUUCCCGUUUCGCCUCUGCGCGCGCGCUCGCUCGCUUGUACUUGUUGUACAUGUGGUAGCGUGACAUUCUGGGGUGCGUCGAAAGUGCGUGGCCGCCUUGUACGAUACAGGAAAGAGAAUUGCCAUAUGACGGGCUCGUUCUACACAUGCAGGCCACCACCAAGGCGCAAGCCCAGCAUGCCCAGAGAACGAAGCUCACCAACUCGUACCAGGAGCUGCUGGACGAGUUCGGUGACAAGGACUUGAGGACGGUGGGGAAUUACCAGCUGGGACGCCUCAUAGGCAAAGGCAGUUUUGGGAAAGUCUACCUGGCUACCCACAAGCUGACCAAUGGCUCCAAGGUGGUGCUCAAGAGCGCGAAGAAGGACGAUGCGAAUCUAGCGCGCGAGAUACACCAUCACCGCCAGUUCAUACACCCGCACAUCGCUCGCCUGUACGAAGUCAUCGUGACCGAAACGAUGGUCUGGCUGGUUCUCGAGUACUGCCCAGGUGACGAGCUGUAUAACCACCUCCUGAAAACAGGGCCUAUGGAGCCUGCCAAAGUCCAGAAGAUCUUCACCCAGCUCAUCGGCGCGGUCUCGUACGUGCACCAGAAGUCCUGUGUGCACCGAGACCUCAAGCUUGAGAACAUUCUAUUGGACAAGCAUGAGAAUGUCAAACUGGUCGACUUUGGCUUCACGCGCGAGUACGAGGGUAAGUCGUCAUAUCUGCAGACGUGGUGUGGUACCGUGUGCUACAGUGCCCCAGAGAUGCUCAAGGGAGAGAAGUACGCAGGCGAGAAGGUUGAUGUGUGGAGCCUCGGCAUCAUCCUGUACGCAUUGCUGUGUGGCGAGCUGCCCUUCGAUGAGGACGACGAGGAGGUCACCAAGAGCAAGAUCUUGCGCGAGGAGCCAACGUAUCCAGAUCACAUCCCCGCCCAGGCCAAGGAUCUGAUCAGUCAACUGCUGUCCAAGCGACCCCUGUUGCGACCGACACUAGCGGACAUCCUACAGAAUCCAUGGUUGGCGGAGCAUGCGCCGCGACAGCAGGAAAUCUUGAAGCUUCAGCAGCCGGCGCCGUUCACAACCGAUCUGGAGAAGGAAACACUUCAGCGAAUGCGCGGGGCGGGCGUGGAUAUAGAUCUUGUGAUUGAGAAUGUGCUGUCGCAACGGUGCGAUUCUCUCGCCGGCUGGUGGGCGCUCCUCAUCGAAAAGGAGGAGCGCAAGGCCAAGAGACGAGAGCGGAGGCGGAAGGAGAAGGAGGCGGAAGCAAAAAGCUUGCGAAGAUUGAGCGCGGCAAGCAGCAGGCUGGACAGGAUUGCACCAACCAUCAGGGAACUGGAUGAAGAGCAUCUCGGCGUUCCCGUAUUGAGCGAUCCGCCCAAGAGUCGGGGCAGAAGUGUAAAGAGAUCAAGUUCCACCGCUCCCGCGCCGGAUCUUCCCAGACUGGCGGAGAAUUCGACCACGAACUUGAACGAGCCACCCACGCCGAUUGACAAAGACUCCGUCCGAUCACUUAGCCGGUCGCGUCCACCGCCUCCGCCGAAAGAGCGGCGGGAAAGCAGCACGUCUCAGCUCCAGGUUGCCGUCAAGACCAACGGUGCCGGCCAAGAACCGCGCCGACGAAUUCGUUUCCCGCACAACCCGAUCCUCAGCCAGCUUGCCUCGCUCAAACACUGGUUCAAAGAGUCUGCCAAGCGGGCCAAAUCGCCUCAUUCAAAAGCGCAUCCUCCGUUACCAGAGAAAGUCCCCGCCGUCAGACCUCGACCGAACGUGCGGCGGUACUCCGCGGCUAGCACGGCCUCGUAUCGGUACUCAAACUCACACGCCCGCAUCGAAGGGGCUCACGUCCGUGCAAGUUCGGCCCAUCGAACUCUCCCAUCUACAAACGGCGCCGGAACGACGCCGUCGGCAAAACGCACGUCUUUAUCUCCUUCGCCCUUAACUCCACACUCCUCUUACCGCCGAAGCGUCUCCGGACUUCGCGGCCGCAAAUCCACCAGCUCAUCUCUCUCGUCCGUUCGCUCGAUACACCACGUACAUACGCACUCCAAGGCCUCGUCUACGUCUUCGACAAACGCUUCGCUCGCUUCCCCGACAACUCCACACUCGACCAAGGGUGUGCGCUCUCCACAGUCCUCUGUCAAGGUCCUGCCGGCCACGCCUCCUUCUGGGCCCUUGCCCUCUGGACUCCGUGUCGCUCGUGGUCUGGACGCACUGCGCCUUUCCGAAGGCGGUGCCGCGUUCUCCGCACUCCCGCCACCCAGCCCCGGGCUUCCCAUCUUCGCGAAGAGAAAGCGUAGUGUGUUCAAGGGUCCCAUGCUUACUCUCGGUCAUUCGACCGGUCGACGGGAGACUGGCAGCAGGAGCGGGAGCGUGCAGGGAAGGACGAGCGGUGAAAUCAUCGAGGAAGAGGAUGAGAACGAGGGCGCGGUGGAAGAGGAGGUGGAGGAGGUGGAAGAGUUCAGCCCGGUCAAGUUUGGAGAGGUCGUUCUGGAGGAGGAAGGACCGCCUGUUAAGGUGGAUUGACCUGAUGCCACCGGUGCUCCCAUCUCAUUUUUACUCUCCGCGCUUCUUUUUCCUGCUUCAUGCUCGUUUUCCGAGGCAGGACGACUUACGGGAGGGGGACGCGAAAAAAGCGAGUUAUCCCUUUUUUUCAUGACUGACGACCAAAUCUCACGAUUGAGGCGAAACCUUUUUAGACUUGGGACUCUUUUGGAGGGCAAACCGGGAUUCCAUUGUCGUGUUCUUUCGCGUCUCGACUCUUUGCUGCGGCUUUUCUUUUGAUCACUUUCUGGACCAUUGGACCGCGGCGAGUGCGGUCUUGUUGGUACUCCCCUUCCCCAGGGUUUGCCCUCCAUUUCUUUUAGAAGGUCAGAAUGCUGGCGCGCGUGCCUUGGUUGGAAACGAGAGAUGGUCUUGCUAUAUUUUUUUUAUUUGUUUUUUUCUUACUCUUCUUGGAUGCAGGAUAUACAUGCACUUCCUCUGUGGCAUACGUGCCGCGAUUUUUGGGCCGCCACUAAUCGUUGAUACCCAGCGCUUGGCUUUCUUUAUUUUUAUUAUUUUUUUGAAAAAAAAAAUUUACUUCGCCUGCAUCUCA